AUGUCUUCUGUUUCACUCUGGAUGAAUCUCACUUUUGCCUUGGUGAUGCUCAUGCAGAUAUUUUAUCCAUUCAUCAAUGGAUGCCCGGCUGAUGAAAGAAAUUACUUGUUAGAUUUCAAAGGAGGCCUUGUCGAUUCUACGGGUCGCUUAUCCUCGUGGAAGGGCUACAAUUGUUGCGAGUGGAAGGGUAUUCACUGCGACUUCCAUUCAGGCCAUGUCAUCAGCCUUGAUAUCAAAAAUCCCUUUGGUACUUACGUGGACAAUUCCAAAAAUCUUAGUGGGGCGAUACAUCCAUCGCUGUUUAAUCUGCAGUAUCUUCAGCACCUGGAUCUCGGAUACAAUUAUUUCAAUGGUACUUCAAUACCUCCUCAAUUGGCAAAACUCCAGAGCCUUUCCUUCCUUAGCUUGGCAAGUGCUGGAUUUGGAGGUGAGGUCCCUCUGGAGUUGGGGAAUAUUACAACCUUGCGCCACCUUGAUCUCUCAGCAGGACCAUUUGGGAAUUUUGUCUUGGAGAGUAGGAAAUUUGCAGGAUGGGUACAAAAUCUGAGAAGCUUGGAGUUCCUGGCUAUGAAUGAUGUGAAUCUGUCGAUCGCAAAUGAUCACUGGAAUAUUGCCCUUAGCAGCCACUCUAAUCUUAGCCAGAUUUACUUAUCUGGCUGUUGGCUUUCAGGUACAAUACCUUCUCUCCUAAAUCUCACUCACUUAUCCCAUCUCGAUCUCUCAGAUAAUUCAUUUAGUUCCCCAUUGCCAGUUUGGUUUCAGAAUGUCUCGUCCUUGGUUUCUCUUGUUCUAUCUGAUUGUGGUCUCAAGGGUUCCAUCCCUUCAGAUUUCUUGCGCCGUUCAAGCCUGAGAAAUCUUGAGCUGUCAGGUAGCCAGUUGGAAGGGAACCUUUCUUUCAUUGAAUACCAAUCCUCCUCAAUAGCCAAUCUUUACCUCCAGUCGACUAGUUUAGACGGAAUAAUUCGUCUUUUCUUUGUAAACUUUACUAAAUUUAAGAAAUUGGUUCUCGCGCAUAACUACUUAACAGGGGAUAUACCUCCGUUUGGAUCUGCGCUUGGGAAAGUCAUACCACUUUCAGUAAUAGAUCUUUCCCAAAACAAAUUGACAGGCAAUAUACCACCCUCUAUCUGUUGUCUUCCUAUAUUGAGAAGCCUCAAUCUGGAAAAUAACCUGCUCUCAGGAAAAAUACCACAUACCGUUGCAGACAUGCUUUCUGGUUUGAUACCUCAAGGCAAGCACUUUUCGACUUUUGAGGCUUCUUCUUUUGCAGAAAAUUCAAAUCUACAUGGACCUCCAUUAGGAAAUAGAACCCUUACCCCUGGUUUUGGUGGGAAAGGUAGCCCAAGCAUUCAAGAAGAAGUGCAUAAUAGGGAUGUCGAGGAGGCAAAGGAAGAGAUGGUGGGCAGUGGGGGUGGGUUUUGUCACUGUAAUUGCAGUGCUUUACUUCCGAAUAAGAUGGAGAAACUAAUAUUUCAGUUUCUGGAUAGUCUUAUGCAACAUCUCUUUGGACGGCGUUGA
Molecule: messenger RNA, 1518 nt
Organism: Cryptomeria japonica (Japanese cedar)
Lineage: Eukaryota; Viridiplantae; Streptophyta; Pinopsida; Cupressales; Cupressaceae
Product: receptor-like protein EIX1
Exons: 1
Coding region: 1-1518 (505 amino acids)
Molecular function (GO): protein binding
Source: RefSeq, a predicted model, not a curated record